Symsagittifera roscoffensis is the source of this 504-nucleotide messenger RNA. RefSeq names its product translocator protein-like. The transcript is spliced from 2 exons. Bases 1 to 504 code for a protein of 167 amino acids. NCBI's taxonomy places the organism in Eukaryota, Metazoa, Xenacoelomorpha, Acoela, Convolutidae. The record is from RefSeq and is a predicted model, not a curated record. Gene Ontology annotation, cellular component: mitochondrial outer membrane.
AUGAUCAACUUGAAAGCAGUUGGAUUGACAGGGCUUCCGUUGGGAUGUGGAAUGAUCAUUGGCCAGUUGUUUGGGCCCAAGGUAGGAAAUACGAAAGACUGGUACCAAAAACUGAACUUCCCGGUGUACAAUCCUCCUGAUUGGGUAUUCCGACCUGUGUGGGCAUCACUCUAUUCUAUGAUGGGUUAUGCGUCAUAUAGAGUUUUGUGCGAGGGUGAAGCUGGAGUUGAUAUUACAAAAGCCAUGACAGCGUAUGGGUCGCAACUCGCCAUUGGACUGACGUGGGUUCCCUUGUUCUUCUCGGCGCACAAGCUGAAAUCGUCCGCGGCUGUGGUGACCGCUUUUGCGGGUUGCAUCGCAUGGACUAUCAAAGAGUUCGCGCCCAUAGAUGUAGCUGCCAGCAGGCUCAUGUACCCCGCAAUGGCGUGGGUGAGCUUCGCUACUGUUCUCGGUUGGCACGUCGCCUACCUCAAUGAAGACAAUAAGGCGCUGAAGGAAGAAUAG